GUGCAAAUUCUUUCCCGCGCAUUUUUUGUUUCUCGAAGUUGCAAAUGUGAAAGUCUAAAGAGUGAUCGAUUGUUUCGUGUUUUUGGAUUGUUCCAUUCUCUAUUCAUUUGCAUAUUUAUUCAUAUUGGAAAUAUUUCAAUUUUGAUUCUUUUUCUGCGUUCAGCGUUAGAGAGAAGAGCAGCAGAAAAAGAAAUCUUGUCAGCAAUACCACCUGCUCUAUGAAGAUAAAAUACAAAUUGUGAAAGAGUUGAACAAUAUUCUACCGUUGGAAGAAGAAGAAAUGCUUCCUGGUGAUGGAUUGGGAUUAUCUCCAACUUCGAGUCGUGCCAAUGUUGGAUUGUCUCAAAUCUCUCUGCCAUUAGCGUGGAAACCAAAAGAAACUCGAACAUUCUCCAUGUUUCUGGUGAUACAAAGUAAAACCAGAGUUAUAGACACAAAAAUCAUUUCUCAUGUUGAUAAGAAUAUGACUGAUGUCAUUAUUCCGGACUCUUUUGUAUUUGAUAAUGAGCCCGAAGACUUCAACGUCGAUAUUUUGAUUUAUGCAGCACGAACUGAUUACGGACUUGAGAAUAAUACCGGCGGAAGUUUGAAAAGUCGAAUUACGCGAUCAAUUGGAAGAAAGUUUGGAUCGAGUGUGAAAUCACAAGUCUCAACUCCUGAAAUGUUGAAAAGCCCACGGCUUGAUCAAACCAUUUCUGGAGCACACUAUAAUUUACUGGCAAAAGCAACACUCUCUAUUGCAGAUGCAUGUGAAGAGGCAACUAUUCAUAAUCUUAGAAUGAGUGCAUUUGCGGAUUUAUCCGGACCCCCAUUGUAUGGUCACAUUAUCUGCCGUCUGGCAAUUCAGCCGCAUUCAGUCCUUCGACCAAUUUUAGAAGGCGUUUUGUCAGUGCAACAUGUUGAAGAAGGAGUCGAAUUGGAAAAUACGGCAGCCCGUCUUCAAGCUGGAAAUCUUCAUUUUUAUUCUAUUGGAGACAUUGCAAAUAGUUCGAAAAAUACUGUUCUAAUAAUUCCGCUGAGCAGCAGAAGCCGUAUUGUACCCACACCAUCUGCAAGAACGUUCCUACUUCGUACCGACGAGUCCAAAGAGGUGCCGGCUUCAUCAGUGUACAUUGUGACAAAUAGUGAUAGAGAUUACGAGAUUUGGAGAAGAGCCAUUGAAAUUCAGAUUUAUGAUAUUGGAAUAUGGGGUAGAUUUGCAACCAAGAUAUCUUCUCUUCUCACGCAGAAGAGAGAGGAUCCUAUCAGAGAAACUCUGAGCCGAGGAACUGGUAGCAAUCUUUAUGAAACGAUUUCCAUUAAAGGUAAAUGCUUGGCAUGCUCAACAGAAUUAGUAUCAGGGUUAUGCGCCUGGUGGAAAAAAUCUGCUUCCGGUUCCAGUCAUCAUCCGACCCAAGGUUAUUUGAUCGAUCAGCGACAUGCGAGUUCGGGCUAUUUUAACGGCUAACUGCUGAAUCAUUUCGGUUUUUCAUGAAAAUUAGAAAUUUCAAAUUUGUGAAAAUUAAAGAAAAAGUGAUAGAUGCUUAUAACUACUGGUUAUUAUAGGUUUAUAUGCUGUUAUUGAAAACGUGAUUUUUGGCGAAAAGCUGUAUAUUUUUUCAAUAACUAUUUUCUUCUCAAUAAACUAUUUCGUUCUCAAAAGGCCAGUUUUUGUUUUUGGUUGUCGAUCUCAUAGUCAGCCAAUCGCGAAGUCAGAAUACCAAAAAGCUAAACAACCCUCACUAGUAUGUUCCUGCAAAGUUUGAUAAAACAAAAUUAUAUUUUUGGAAGAAGUGCUGUAAUGAUUGAAUAUUUCGUAAGAACUAGGUAUAUGAUUUUCUAUGCAAAUGAAAAAUUUUUAUACUUAUCUUUUUUCCCACUUAACGCCACUUUUGAAUGUUUGAGCCUAAAACUUUACACUUCUAAAAUUUGAAAAUAUUUCAAUAAUUUCAUUUAUUUUAGGAUCCAUAUCCAAAGCUUUUGGAGGCCUCUCGCUUGUCCCUUGCGAUGGACAACCUCAUCCAAAUGGAGCUGCAACAGCUCCUGUCAAACGGCCGCAAGUCAAACAACGCGCAAAAGUUAUAGACUUUUUCCAAGCUCAAAGUCCCAAACCAUCACGUAAGAGUAUUAUUCAUGAACCGUCUUCAAAUUAUGUUAUCCAAUUGAAUAUUGGAGAAGAUGUUAUGGAAAAUGAAUACAAUUCCUAUUCUCCGCUGUAUCGCAUGUCACCACGACCUCCCUCCAGCUAUAGACAUCAUUCAGAUGAUCAAUACAAGGACGGGAAGAAGAGUUGGUCUAAAUCCAUCGGUUCGCUGAUCAACCGUAAUGCAUCGCAUGUCACCCGACUUUAAAAUACUCCUCAAAUAACGACUACAAUCACCUCUACAUUUAUCAUUGGCUAUAAUGUACUACAUGAAUGCUUUACUCCCAUUUCGGCAUACAUAUUCCUAAGUUUCAAAUUUUUUAUGUAAUAUGAAG
This is a messenger RNA of Caenorhabditis elegans, 2457 nucleotides long. It is a transcript of the gene rtkn-1, whose product is annotated as PH domain-containing protein. NCBI's taxonomy places the organism in Eukaryota, Metazoa, Nematoda, Chromadorea, Rhabditida, Rhabditidae. The coding region runs from base 281 to 1447 and encodes 388 amino acids. The transcript is spliced from 11 exons. The record is from RefSeq and is marked reviewed.